Messenger RNA from Acipenser ruthenus (sterlet), 2077 nucleotides. RefSeq names its product P protein-like. Lineage: Eukaryota; Metazoa; Chordata; Actinopteri; Acipenseriformes; Acipenseridae. Gene Ontology annotation, biological process: melanin biosynthetic process; transmembrane transport; melanocyte differentiation. The record is from RefSeq and is a predicted model, not a curated record. Gene Ontology annotation, cellular component: melanosome membrane.
AUGGAUGUAUACUGCUUAAGAGUUCUGAAAAUCUCCACGAUUUUCAUCAUUGUAAUGAUCUGCACGGUUUUUUUUAGCACGAAUCCUGACCAUGUAAACUCUUGGCAAAUGCUGUCCGUUUUAUCUGUGGAAAGCUUUGCUGUGAAUCUUACAGAUUUUGGAGAUCGCGGCCUUCUAAAACUACAAGUCCGAGGACCUUUUGUUGACAGCGUGGCUUACAGGGAGACCGAAUACAUAGUCAUCCAAGUUGAACAGCUGGAAGAUGUUGGCUUGAGGAGAAGGCGUCCACAGCAGGUAACGUACAACUGGACCAUUCCAUUACAUCCCCAAAGAAUGGAUCAAGUAACGAAGAUGAGAACCUUUGAGAUGCUGAACAGUGUCCCCGUCUCUAUAGGCAUCCAGGCUUUCCUGCAAGACAGUCAGGUUGUUCCUCUCAGUAUGACUCAUCAGUCCAUCUAUGCCAAUGUGGAGACUCAAGUUGUAAUUGCAGCCGUCAUCCUGGCAGGAGUCUAUGUUCUGAUUAUAUUUGAGAUUGUUCACAGGACUCUUGCAGCAAUGCUGGGCUCUCUGGCUGCUUUGUCUGCAUUGGCUGUGAUUGGUGAUAGGCCAAGCCUGGUUACAGUGGUGGAGGGGAUUGAUUAUGGAACCCUUGCGCUAUUGUUUGGCAUGAUGAUUUUGGUGGUAAUAUUUUCAGAAACUAGAUUUUUUGAUUACUGUGCUGUCAAGGCUUACCAGCUCUCCAGGGGAAGGGUGUGGCCCAUGAUUAUCAUUCUCUGUCUCACUGCUGCCAUUCUGUCUGCUUUUCUGGACAAUGUUACCACUAUGCUUCUCUUCACCCCAGUCACAAUAAGGUUGUGUGAGGUGCUUAAUCUAGACCCGAGGCAUGUCCUGAUUGCAGAAGUGAUUUUCACAAACAUUGGAGGAGCUGCCACAGCUGUCGGGGAUCCACCCAAAGUGAUCAUCGUCUCAAACCAAGACCUGCAAAAGAAAGGGAUCGAUUUUGCAGCGUUCACAGGGCUCAUGUUCCUGGGAGUAACUCUUAUUCUAAUGACGUCCUUUCCAUUCCUGAGGCUGCUUUAUUGGAAUAAAAAACUGUACAACAAGGAACCUGGAGAGAUUGUUGAACUAAAGCAUGAAAUCCAUGUGUGGAGACUCACGGCUCACAUUAACCCUGCCAGUCGUGAAGAGACUGCUGUGAAGUGUCUCUUGAUGCACAAAGUGCUGACUCUGGAGAGCCUGCUGAGGAAGAAGCUGCAAACAUUUCAAAGGCAAAUUUCACAAGAAGAUAAAAACUGGGAAACUAAUAUUCAAGAACUGCAAAAAAAGCACAGAAUAACAGACACAAUCCUCCUGGUCAAAUGCAUCAGUGUUCUGGGAGUUGUAAUCCUCAUGUUCUUUCUCAAUUCCUUUGUUCCAGGCAUUUAUCUUGAUCUUGGAUGGAUUGCUUUGUUUGGGGCUCUGUGGUUGCUGGUUCUAGCUGACAUUCAGGACUUUGAGAUAAUCCUGCACUGAGUGGAAUGGGCAACCCUCUUCUUCUUCGGUCCACUUUUUGUGCUGAUGGAGGCAUUGGCCCAGCUGCAGCUGAUUGACUACAUUGGAGAGCAGACAGCUGUAUUGAUAAAGGCUGUGCCUGAAGACCAGCGGCUGGCAGUCGCUGUCAUCUUGGUGGUCUGGGUUUCUGCUCUGGCAUCGUCCCUCAUUGACAACAUCCCAUUCACAGCCACAAUGAUCCCUGUGCUCAUUAAUCUAAGUCAGGAUGCCGAUGUGAACUUACCACUGAAUCCUCUCAUUUAUGCACUUGCAAUGGGAGCUUGUCUUGGAGGGAAUGGGACACUGAUCGGAGCAUCUGCCAAUGUAGUCUGUGCUGGGAUUGCAGAACAGCAUGGGUACGGCUUCUCCUUCAUGGAAUUCUUCAGGCUGGGGUUUCCAAUGGUGCUUGUGUCCACCUCCAUCGGUAUGUGCUAUCUGCUGGUCAUUCACGUUGCACUCGGAUGGAACUCCCAACUCGCCCACAUGCUUGGACCAAAGAGCUCUGCUUCUGUUUUCAUCAUCACCAUGAAUAGAGCUUGAUCAAUCA